Cinara cedri is the source of this 7217-nucleotide messenger RNA. The record is from the annotation of a GenBank genome assembly. Lineage: Eukaryota; Metazoa; Arthropoda; Insecta; Hemiptera; Aphididae.
GCUUGGCACGACGGAAACGCGACCGUGUACGGCGUUAAUUCCGAUCGAAAGUGCGCACGAUUCUUUUCGCGCCGUUUUCCGUCUCGUCGAAUUCAAAUCGCGGCGUUUCCAUUUUGCCGUCGUUGACGUGAACUGCCGCCGUUUGGUGCCGCGCUCAAACUAUUCUUCCCGUCGUUAUGCGGCCGCAGCAUACACCGGCACUAUAGUUGGUGACACUGUAAUUCCGUAGUUGUGAUUCGCGUGCGUGAGUGUGCGACGUAAAUAUUUGUUGUGUUUACAUGUUAUUAUUAUUUUCGUGUCGAAACGGAAUACGAAAUUAAUUGUUAUGGACCGUUCGCCGCGUACGGGUUUUUGCCGUCCGUAAAACGAAAACUUAAAAACGAAUUCAAAAAUAUACAAUAAGAAAAAAAAAAAAAUCGUACGUACGCGUUUAUCGUUGUUAAUUUUUUAUGAUCACUGUUGCACUUGCCGCCGCCGCCGCCCGCCGUUCGCUGACCGUUGCCGAGACAUUCACCAGGAAGAGUACGUCCGUCGCCGUCCACUUUGUGGACUUAUUCGCGUUUGUGAUUGUGUUGGCCGCCGUUAAACGUUGGCCGUAACCGUCAUCGCCGCUACCGCGAGUGCCCGUCGCCGUCGCGUGUGUCCUCCACCGCCGUCGGUAGUGUUCGAAUUUUUUUCCGGUUACGUUGCACCAAAACUACAAUCACCAACAAUGAGCGACCGAGUGUAUGCCGCCGAAAAGCUCAUGAAAAGACGAAUUCGAAAGGUUAGUUAACUGUCCGUGGCUAUCGUGUGGGACUGUAGGGGCAGUACGGGUGUUUGUAAUGAUAACGAGUUGCGCGCCCUUUUCCCCCGUUUUUGAACUUUUCGCCGGUUUUCGCGCCCAUGCGGCGCGAUGUUUACCGCCUCCGGUUAACUUUUUCCAAUACUGUUUCCGGUGAAAAAUAUUAUCACGUCGCUACACUACAUUCGUACACUUAUGCUUCCUCAGCCCCUUCGGUGAUCAAUACGAAAAGUUUUCGGUUUUCCCUUGGAAUAUUUUCGCGUCUGGAUUGGCGACCGAACUCUCGUUAGAUAAGUUUCAAUCAAUAGAUAAUACAGUUGUCUGGUAUGUUGUGUUCAGACGAUUCUUAUUACCAUUCACAACACGUCCUGGGCACUAGUCUCACAAAAUAAUAACGAAUUUCUUGAUGCUAGACCAACUGACCUCUUAGUAAGUAUCUAAAGUUAGUGAUUGUUAGACUCUUCCCCGAGUCUGUGUACUUAGUGCACUUAAUUUUUAAAUCUGGUGACCAGUCUUGUCUUCAAUUAUAGGCCUAUUAUUAGUCGUGUUUAGUAGCUAUAAGAAGCUUUACCUAUUUAUUCAUUCUAUUGAUUUUUCCAUAAAGUUUUUUCUAUUUGUUAUUCAACACAGAUUUUGGCUUUGGUAUUAACUAUGCCUAGGUUCUUGCAUUCAAAUACUUGUAAGUCAUGUAUCAGACAUUUUUAAUAGAUAGGUAUUUCCUGGUAGGUGAGAUUUACCUACUAUAUAGAUUUCAAUUAAAGUUCUGAUUGUGUUGGUCCCAUAAAUCUCAAUCUCGAUCUCAAUGCAUUUCCUUUGAAAAAAUUACCAAAAGCUUUAGGAUAUCUAUUCUUCUUAAAUGGUUGUUCACAUCCCAUCCGUAAAAAUCCGUUUUUUAUUGUUCGUUUUAGUUUUGGUGCUCAAAAUUAUUUUUUAAUUGAUUACUUAACAAAUUUUUGCUAUUCCAGAAGAUAGGUACAUUGUUCCAAUGAAAUAUGUUUUACUAAACAAUACUAAUUAUUAAGUACCACCAAUUGUAUAAAAAUUCCAUUUAGGUACUUAAUUAUUUUACAGAAAAUUUAAGUUUAAAUUUGUUUUCCUUGUAGGUAUGCCUAUGUCAAUGAUCUUGGUCAAUUAACUUUUGAUCAUAUUAUAUUUUUUUUGGGCAGUUCUAUUCUAAAGCUUCUUGAGAUGGUUGGUAGCUUUGCAAAAUGCUUAUUUUGAUUUUGAAUUUUUUUUUUUUUAAUGAUUAAGUCUUUGUACACCUAGAGAGUUACAUUUUUCAAAUAUGUUGCAUGCAUUUAAAUUUUAUGUACCUAAAAACAAACAAUUAUUUCUUCACUUUUACAUUUAGGUAAAAAUUAUGCCGAAUUAUCAAUAAAUAACCUAUAAUUAGUUACCUAAGUGUUUUGAAUAAACAAGUAGACAAUUAUAGUAAUGAAUCCAAGUUGUGGUAUUAAUUUACAUAACCAUUUUUCCUAGUCUACAGUUAACUAUGAAUUUUAAUAAAUCUGUUUUUCAUAUCAGAAAUAUUAAUAUUUAGUUUAUAACAUUUAAAUACUUGUUUAAAUACAAAAUAAAGUAUGUAUGUACCUAUUAUUUUAAUUCAUAGGAAAUUAAUUAUAUCAAAUGUUGCGUGAAAUCGGAUUUUACUUUCUUUUUGUCAUUAAAGUUUUAGUUAUCUCUAACUAUAGGUACUAUCGUCUAUUAAACUAUAGUAACAUAGGUAGGUAUAAUAUUUUAUUGUUAAUUUGUAUAGGUACUAAUAAUUAUACAUGUUUCAGGGCCGAGUUGAAUAUCACGUAAAAUGGAAAAAUUGGGGACCUAAGUAAGACUAAUACAUUUAAUUUUAUAAUUGGUUAAUAUCUGUAAUACUUACUGAUAUUGGUUUUAAAAAUGUUUAGGCACAAUACUUGGGAACCAGAAGAAAACAUUAUUGAUACAAGACUUAUUGAUAUUUUUGAAGAAAGGUACCUAUUUAACUAAAUUAAAAUGUUUGCUUUUUAAUUACUUAUUAAUUUUUUAAAAAUUACAAUAUUUAUUAUUAUCAACUAUAUUUUAUACUUAUUAUAUAUGUAUUUAAUUUUAGUCAAACUCGUACAGAUAGCAAUUCCCACAAAAGAGGUCCUAAAAGAAAAACUCAAAGUGUAAGUUCUUUUACAUACAAGUUCAGCUUGCAGUUCUUUAAAUGCAAGCUUUACAAUAAUAUUUAAAAAAAUAUUAAUAUAUUAACUCAUUUUACAAUGAAAAAUUCUAGACACACGUUAAAACACCGACAACAGAACCUAUUCGAAGUGAUUACGAAGAUGAAAUGGCUGAUGGUGAUCAACCUGAUUAUAAUAGCCAGGACGAAGCAGAAGUAUUACCGGAGUCUACUAAUGGUGCACCUUUAUUACCCAGGCAUGACGAUGAAAUUGAAGAAGAUAAACCAAGUAAGUUUCAAAUUAUUUUACUAUUUACAUUAAUCAACUGAACAAACAUUUUACCCUUCUACAGGUUAUUAUCCAUAGACAAUAUUGAUGUUUGAACUAAUUGCCAUAUAAAAUCAAAUCCUCAAAAAAAAAAAAACUAAUAUAUUCUUACAUCCCUUCUAUAGUUUAAAUAAAAUAUUAUAAAACUAGGAUUUUUAUGUAGAUUUAUAAUACAUUUUCCUGAUAUAAAUGAAACCAGAGAUAGAGUAGAUAAUGUUUUAUCAUUUUUGUUUAGUAUCCGUUGAAUUAAUAUAUUUUUAAAAGUUUAUUAUAUUAAAAAAUAUUAAUAUUUUUUAUGACUUUGUGUUGUUGAGAUAUAAAUUAUCCAAAGCUUAUAGGUGUAUAACAAUCUUGCUAGAAUUAUAAUAAUAAUAGUAUUCAGAAGAGACUGGUUCAUUUAAAAAAAAAAAAAAACGAUACAUAAUAUUAUAGGGUGAAUGACAAUAAUGAUUAAAAUUAACUAUCUUACUAAUUAAAUAAAUUUUUUUGUAAAAUUGUUUAUUAAUAAUUUGAAUUUAUAUUGUUACAGUUGAUGAUGAUUCAUUGGCAGAAAUGCCCAAGUUAAAUGCAGCUAUUAAAGUUGAAGCAAAUGUAGACAAAUUAAGUGAAGAAAAAAACGCUCUAGUUGUAGAAGUUAAUGAUACACGAGAAGAAGAAACAAUAUUAUCUCCGGUGCCGAAACCUGCACCUGCGCUAAUAAUGCCAACUACACCAAAACCCUCUUCUAAAUCACCUUCACCUUUACCUAAACCUCAUAAAGUAAAACGCAAAGCGGAGGUCUUGUCCAAGGAAUCUGGUAAAGUUGGUGUCACCAUAACGACCAGUCCUCCUGUAUCUGAAUCAAAAGUGCCCAAAUUACAAUCUCCUACAAAUGUUAAUAACAACACAGGAAAUAGUAGUUUGCCAUUAGUACCAAUAGUUACCCAAGAUGGCGGAAGAACACCUAAAAGAAAAUCUUCUGAACAUGCACUUUCGACGGUUCUGACGAAUCCAAAUUCCCCAGUGCCAGAAAACCAACACCUGACCUUGACAGCAAUAUUACAAAGUACUCCAACUAGUGGUGUGAAGUCUAGGGAUACACUGGCUGCUGCAGCACCUAUUAGUUCUAGAACAUCUGGGGAACCGGCCAGGCCACAAGAAGAUGCUGCAACGGCAGUAACGCAGGGAGCUGGAGGUCAACACCAGGUACUAGAUACAGCGUCUGUUGCUGAAACUCCUACGCACCGUUUACAGUACAAGACAAUACUCGCAAACCCUGGACCUGAGUAUUGGCUUGCACGCAAUCCAGUAGUGGAUAAUGUUUUUAUCACCGAUGUAACAGUUAAUUUGAAUACUGUUACAAUUAGGGAGUGUAAAACAGAAAAGGGAUUUUUUAAGUCUAGUGUUGAAACAAGGCUUUAAUUUAAUAAUAAUGUUGAAAUUUUUUUUAAAUAAAAUUAUCCUAUGGUGUUAGAUAUAUUGUAGGAGCAAUAUUUUUCUUUAUUCAUAUUAGAUAGAUAUGGAAGUUAUUAGUUAAAUAUAAAAUAUAUUUUUGAAACUAUAUAUAUAUAUAUAUAUAUAUAUAUUACAUACAGGGUGAUUGAAGAAGCUGUGUUUCAAGUACUGAUAAUAUAUGUUGAAACAAUGAGUGGUAUUCAAGCCUAUGCGUUUGAAUGUUUUUUUUUUUAAUUUUGAUAUCAGUGUUAUCUCAAAUGAGAUUUUAAAUUUAAGAGACAUUUAAUUAAUUUUGUAUACUACUCAUUCAGUGUUGCAAUAUGAGGUUUAUUACGAUUAUUUUGUCAUGUUAAAAUUUUUAUACUUCUAAAUGUUAACUGUUUUUCUUAUCAAUAUUAUAGUUCUAAACAGAACUUAUAGGUCUUCCAUUUGGCCAACCACUAUUUCAGUGAUUAACCAAGCCAAUAAAUCACCCUGUAUAGUAAGUAUAAAAAGAACUUUGAAUGAGCUCUGUGUUAGCUACAUAAAAUUAUAUCUCGGGUUUUUUCCCUAAAAGUUGAUUUCUUUCAAAAUAAAAUGUAAUGAAUGUUUGUAUGUUUGUAUAACAAUAUUUCAAUUACAUUUGGACAUAAUUGCUUAAAUUAAGUACAAUCAAUUGAGCAUAAAUAAUUCUCCCUUCAAUUUUUUUAAGAGUCAAUUUAAAAUUUAACAGUAUUUAUAGAUUAAUAUCGUUAUAAUUACUAACAAUAUUUUAUGUAAUCUUGUUUUUAAGUUGUAAUUUUAAUACUGUAUCACAGUUCAAUAGUACGAUUUAAUGUUUUAUCGAUUUCCUCUAUUAGUUGAUUCUCAAAAAAAAAAAAUUGGUAUCAGAAUAAUUCGAAUGAUCUCUUGUUUUGUUUAAUUUAUAUUAUAUGUAUACCAAACAGGAUAAUUAGAAAUUCAUAUUACUUUAUACGCAUAAACAUCUAUAUUACAGACAAAUUUUAUUGCACUUCAAUACAAUUUCAGAUUACUUUUUUGUUUAAUGAAAUCUCACAUAUCGAAUGCAUUAUUUGGAGUUAACGAGCCAUUUCUGAAUAUUUUCACCCAUGAAAGAGUAACUAAAAUUAAUUUAAAAGUUGCAAUAUAUCAAGUAUUUGAUUCUUUUUGGGUCUCUUCAAAAUGUCAUCACGUACAAACUCUUUUUAAAAAUAUAAAAUUAUCAUGUAAAACAUAAUUUUUCUUGCAUUUAUGUGUGACAUUGUAACAUGAAUUUCUCAUCAUCCUAACUAAAAAAAAAAAAUUAUUUACCCGUUCAUGAAGAAAAUAUUGGCAAUGUAAACACAGUUGAAAAUGUAUAUUAUAUUGUUACUAUGGUCUAGUUUAUUUUUACAAAAAAUGUAUAGGGGAAUCAAAAUCAUAUUGGAUAGUCUGAAAUCAAAUACAAAAUUUAUGACAAAUAGAAAAUUAUUACCUUUAGGUGAAAAACCAAAAAAAAAGUAAAAGUCUUGUAUAUUUUUUCUUCUAGUUUAAAUACUAUUUAUGAUUAUUUAUAAGUGUUAUUUGUUGUUUAAACUAUGUUUCUCCUUCAUUGCUAUUCUCUUUACACUUAUUAAUUUAUUAUUUUACCCUAACUUUUUUUUUUUAACAUUAUUAUUUGUAUUAUUAUUAUUAUGAAUUAUUAUUAUUAUUAUUAUUAUUAUUAUUAUUAUUAUUAUUAUUAUUGCACUUUAAUUUCACAAUCAUUUGUAGCACUCCAAUAUUCAAAAAUUACAAAGUAGUUUUUUUUUUAAUUUGCUCUGUGAAUUGUGUCACAAUAUUACAACAAAAAUGAUAUUAUUGAAUUCCAUUAAAUCAUUUUGUAUUUGUGCAAAGGACAUUAAGUGCAUUACAUAUAUUGAGCAUUUCCUGGGCAAAUUAAAAAUUGUGUCUUUAAGUUAUAGGUCCUCCUCAUACAGAGCAAUAAUUGUCGUGUUUUAGUUGAUUAUUUAUUCAAUUAAGUUUCAAAUAUAACGAUUUACGUAAUUGCAUCACUGGUCGAGAUUUAUGUAGGUUUUAUUUUUUAAUAAUGAAACUUUGUUUCAUUUGUUUCGUUCAAGUUUUCACAUAAAAAAUAUUGUGUCCCGAUAAUAGUUUUCAGUUCUAUUCAUUUUUUUAUCAUAUGAUGACAUGACUCAUUUUUAUUUGUUUGAUUAUUUGCGUAUACGAAAAACAGCCCUCCCUUUUCCAAAAAAAUAUAUAAAUAAUAUCAAAAACUCGUAAUAAUAAUUUUCAAUAUGUAUUUCAACACCCAUCUCUAGUCAUGGCCGGUCUUUUCUUAUGGAUAAUAAAUGUAUUUGUUUUUUUUUUCUUUAUGGAAAUUAACGUUUUAUUGUUAUUAUUGUGAAUUUGAUGUGAAAGUAUUUUAAUAUUACAGGACACGAAAAUAUGAUAAUAUUGUAAGUGGCAUAUUUUUAUGUUACAAUAUUUUACAUUGUAGGAGUUUUACUGUAUAAUAUAUAUAUAGUUAUGUACGUGCCUUUGUAAUAAAUGUCGAGGAUGUUUAAAUGUUA